Molecule: messenger RNA, 4395 nt
Organism: Contarinia nasturtii (swede midge)
Lineage: Eukaryota; Metazoa; Arthropoda; Insecta; Diptera; Cecidomyiidae
Gene: side-VII
Product: protein turtle
Exons: 18
Coding region: 932-3730 (932 amino acids)
Molecular function (GO): protein binding
Source: RefSeq, a predicted model, not a curated record
AAAAUUGUCCGUAAAAAGAGUAAAAAAAUCAUCUGAGUAACAAAAAAGCUCUGCGUGUGGUCUUUAUGGAUUUUCAUUUAUAUCCAAAUGUUCUUCCGUCAAAAUUAAAACACAAGGAAGAAAACAAAUACCACAACAUAUUGUUUUCCCUUCAUUAAAUUUUCAUCGUACCGUGAUAUUAUCAUACAUUUGCUUGCACAUUAAGAAAAAGCUCGAACCAAUUUAUAUGUUUUCUGUUCGCAUUUACCUUUUUGGGGGUCAGUGUAUGUGUUCUUUUUUUCUUUACUUUUUUUCUUCAUUUCGUUGAAUUGAAUUAAAUUAAAAGACUAAACGUGCUCAGUCAAAGCGAACAUAGAGAAAUAAAGAAAGGAAAGGAAAACGAAAAAAAAAGGAGAAAAUAAUCGAGGGUUAUGCGCUGAGUGGUAAAGCUUAAUUAAUGCUCAAUAUUGGUGAAAAAUCGGUUCGUUUCAAUUUCAGUUUUAACAAGUUUUGUGUUGAAGUAGAUUCGUGCAUGAAAUCCACCCGAAACAUUCUUAAAACAGACAAAGAGAAAGAUAAAUUGAUAUACACUGUAAUCAUAACGGGAUAAUAACAAUAACCAUCAUAUUAAUAUGAUAUAAUAAAAUAAUGGUAAUAAAAAUUGCCGAGUAAUAGAAAAGGUUAAUAUUCCAAGUGGUCGAGAGAGAGAGAAAAAAAAACGUGGAGCGAACCGGCACAAGAACGAAACAGUAAGUGUGUGUGCGCAAAGCAAAUUCUUUUGGCUUGGUGGCGUGUAGCCAACACACACACACUCACACUUCAAUUGAUAUGGUGGCCCAACAAUCGAGUGAAAUAAAAUAACGAAAGAAAAAAAAUUACGAGAAAAAAAAAUAAAAAUAAAAAAAAGUAGUGCGGUUCAGUUGUGAAUUGUGAUCAUUAGCUACCAAAUGUAAUGUCAUCACCGUUAUCAUCAUUUUCAGCAACAACCACCAACGUCAAUGAAGAUAUCAUGUGGUUCGCGGCAAGAGCUUUACUGCUGCUGACAUUAAUUUCGGAUUUCGCAGCAAGCGUCAAAGAUAUACCCGUCGUUGCGAUGGAGGCGCUUAUUGGCGAAACAGUGUAUUUACCAUGCAAUGUUAGUACUCACGAUGUUAACGAUGAUGUUGUGUUAGUGCUGUGGUAUCGAGCGGAUAAAGGAACUCCAGUUUACAGUGUGGACAUUCGAGAUAGAGAUUUUAAGGCGGCCAAACGAUGGUCCGAUGAAAUGGUAUUUGCCAAUCGUGCUUAUUUUCUAUUCGAAAAGCAACCAGGUGAAUUGGCCGUACAAAAUGCAAAGGAGAGUGAUUCAGGAAUUUAUCGAUGUCGAGUCGAUUUCAAAGUAGCUCAAACUAGAAAUAGUAAAGUCAAUUUGACAGUUAUACUGCCUCCUGAUAGAAUAAGUAUAAAAGACGAUACUGGUGUGGAAAGAAGCACCGUCGUUGGACCGUACAACGAGGGUGACAUAAUUAAUUUGAGUUGCGAAGUCUUCGGUGGCAAGCCAAUGCCGGUCAUUCAUUGGUACAGGGAUAGUACACCAAUCAUCAGUGAAACGUACGAAACAAACGGCGGCCAAAGUGUGAAAAGUGAUAUAACAUUAGGUCCACUUGGGCGUCAGGAUCUUAACACGCGAUUAACGUGCAAAGCAAUUAAUCAUCCACGAGCAAGUCCAUUAGAAACAACCGUCCAAAUCGACAUGAACUUCACACCGUUGAACAUUCGCCUGUUGGGCGCACAUCAACCUUUAUCAGCGGGCAAGCGAUACGAUCUACUAUGUCAGAGUGCCGGCUCUCGACCGCAUGCUGCAAUAACAUGGUGGCGAGAUGGACAACGAUUAGAGAAAACUACCGAAACGUUGUCCAGUGACGGAAAUCAAACAACGAGUACACUUUCAAUUACGUUGAGCCGAGCAGAUGCCGGACGAUAUUUAUCAUGUCGAGCUUACAAUCCGGCACUACAGUCGGAGACAUUGGAAGAUGGAUGGCGAUUAGAUAUUCAAUAUAUACCAGAAACAAAAGUCAAAUUGGGCUCAUCACUUGAUCCGAACACAAUAAGAGAGGGUACGGAUGUUUAUUUUGAUUGUUUGGUAACGGCGCAUCCCCAUGUAUACAAAGUAGAAUGGCGUCACAAUGGCCGUAUGCUACCUCACAACAUAUCACAAGGUGUAAUAAUAAGCAAUCAUUCACUUGUACUGCAAGGUGUUUCACGUGCAACAGCUGGAGACUACUCAUGUGUCGGAUUUAAUGCUGAAGGAGAUGGCAUCAGUCCCCCAUUCACCCUGAAUGUAUUGUAUGCACCAUCAUGCAGUCCAAAUCAGCCGCGUAUUUACGGUGUGGCCAAGCAGGAACAGGCACAGAUAAGAUGUAGCGUUGAUGCAAAUCCACCGGACGUUGAAUUUAAGUGGACUUUCAAUAAUUCAGCCGAAAGCAUUGACGUCGCCAGCAAUCAUGUAACUCGUUCAGGUACAUCGUCGAUCGUUACCUAUACGCCGAUGACAGAACUAGAUUACGGAACUCUUUUGUGCAUUGCAUCAAACCGAAUCGGUCGACAACGAGUGCCAUGUGUAUACCAUGUCAUAGCAGCAGGUCGUCCCGAUCAAGUACAUAAUUGUACAAUAACGAAUAUUUCGAUGACAUCGCUGGGCAUUCGGUGCUUGGAAGGCUUCAACGGUGGUCUCACUCAAUCAUUUAUGUUGGAAGUGCGUGACAUGAGCACACAGGAUAUAAGAGCGAAUUUUACUUCACCGGUGGCAAGGUUUGCCGUUUCAAAUUUACAUCCGGGCAGUGUGUACAUCAUUUCCAUUUACGCAUUCAACUCGAAAGGACGUUCAGAUCCAGCCGUUCUGCCGGCAGCAAUGCUUCGACCCGCCGAAAAGCCGCUUACUGCCGAAAAAGAACGACCCCGUGCACCGAUUGCCUUGACGCCGAUGCUUUCGGUUGUUAUCGGUUUAUCGGCAGCACUUGUGAUUGGUGCAUUGGCCAUAAUCGUUGUAUUGAGAUUGCCAUGCGGUGGACGACGACGAAACCGUUUCAAGCGAAAGGAAUUGUCGCAAGGUACAACCACCGGUGAAGGUUCACCAGGUCCAAGUGAUAAGAGUAUCGGUAGCAGAGAGCUCGAUGGAAACGAAAGCGAUGAAAAAAAUCCAGAUAUUAUACCAGACACAGUUGAUUCGGAUGAUCAGAUCGAGUACAUUCAUCGAAGACAACAUAUUUCAACAAUUGAUACGAACAGUCCACAGCGUGGCGGAGGUGGCGGUAGCAGUAAUGUUAGUUGCACUGUAAAUGCAGUACCAAAUCAAACAUAUGUAUCAGCUAGUGUACCAAUCCAUACGGGACACGCGCCAGUAAACUACUGUACACUUCGAGCAAAUGGUAGCAGUAGUCAAGCGUCGGCAAAUAUGGGCUCAACAUUAUCGAUGAGUCCCGUUCAGAAUACGUUCCAAAAUCAAAUGACAACAUGUACACUGCCUCGCCAGCAUCCUGGACAAAUGGGAGCACAUCACUGGACAUCGUAUGGCGGAACAAUUGCUAGUAGUGUUCGGCAAAUACCACAAGUUCAAAUAAGCAGUUUACAAACAGCACCACCGCCACCAUCGCAAAUUGCAAUGCAUCAUUUGAAUUCGAGAGCGGCAAGACAUUGUAUACCGGCUACUUUAGUCGAUGAGGAAGUGACGGUAGAAACACCCUUAAUGGUAAAGCGUGAAAGUACGGUAUGACUAUAGGAAACGCACAGAGUCGGUGAUACGGCUCUGUGAACACAUUUUUUAUUCCAAUUCAUCAUAUAAAUGCAAUUAUACAUGUAUACAUAUACAAAACAUACACACACACAAAUGGACAACAUAAACACAAAUUCAUACACACAUCGAUACGAUAAUUAAAAUGUUAGCACACAAAACAAACAACAAAAAAAACAACAAACCAACCGGAAACAUACACACGAACAAAUUUCAAUCCAAUAAUCUUUUUGACGUUCUCUGUCUGUUCUCUAUAUUAAUACCGUAAAUAUUAUUGAAUCAUAGUAACAAUUUAAUAACAAAAAACAAAAAUCAAAUGAAAAUUAACAGCAAAAGCUCAAACACAUUUAAUACGAAUAAAAUACCAUUGUUGUAAUUUGAAUUCAUUUUGAUAAAUAUAUCGGUAUGCACUUUGUGGUGCCAACAAUUAAAAAAUCAAACUAAAACAAAACAAAACAACGUGCACCGGCCGGCAAAGAGCGAUAACAUUUCGCCGCAACAAUGCCAAUAUUUUGUGACAUCAAGCGGGUUUAUUGUCGGUAAGCAUUCGUUUGAUGAAUGCGCUAAAUUACUAUACAUGCAUUAUUUUUAUUGUAACAAACGUUUUGUUUUUUUUUAAAUAUAAAAUACAAAGUUUAUUACAUGAC